GCAAGGCAUGGCCAGCCUGCCGGCUCCACUUCUGGCUGCCCUUGUCCUCUUUUCCAUGAUGCUUCAGGCAACUGAUGCAGGUCCCUAUGGAGCCAACGUAGAGGACAGCAUCUGCUGCCGGGACUUUGUGCGCUACCCCCUGCCACCAAGUGUGGUGAAGGACUUCUACUGGACCUCGGAGUCCUGCCGCAGGCCUGGUGUCGUCUUGCAAACCAUCAAGAACCGGGACAUCUGUGCUAACCCCAAACUGCCCUGGGUGAAGAAGAUUCUCGAGAAGCUGCGCCCAUGAGGAGGCACCAUGGCGACCGUGGCCUUGGCCUCUCUAGGAAGGCUCGCCAAGCCCUACCUCUCCACCCUUGCAGCUGCUCCCCGGAGAAGCCUGGGCCAGUCACUUUCUCUGCGCCCUCUCAUCUCCGUCCCCACAGCUCUCACCCUCUGCUGGGCUUCCCUGCAGGCCCCUCCAGCCCCUCCUCACCCCACUGCAGCCAGGGUCCCUAUCCUAAUAAGCUGCUUCCUGGCUCCCACUGCUCUCCAAGAGGUCAGACCUGCACCUGGCCCCAACCCUUCAGAUCUGGGUGCCCUCCUUGUGCCCAGCCCCUCCCCCUCUGUUCCUACAUGGUGGGCUCCAGCUUCCCAUUCUUCCAAGCAUUUGUACUUUGGGGUUGUUCAGGGCCAUGCCUGCUACCUGCACAUGUCCCCCCACUCCCAGGGUUUGCUCAGCUCAACUGACCAAGACAUGUUUUUAAACUUCCCUGACUCUGCCUACUCCUAUCAGGUAUGACCCAGUCUGUUCAGAAUUUUCAGGAUUUAGAGACCCAUCCUGCAGCCCCACUGCUUAGACCCAGGUCCUCCUCAUACUCUUAUCUCCUGGCCUUCAGCACAGAGCACAGAGUCCAGGGCCUGACUCAGAAUCAGAGCUCUGUGAGGGGCUACAGACUGAAUCAAUGAUAGUAAUGUGUCCUCCUCCUCCAAGAAAAAGAGGGUGCAUACUUCUCAGUACAGCGAUCCAUGUCACUAGGAAGGACAAGCUGAGUCAAUUGUGAAUUCCAAAUUGGCCAGACUCACCUGUCUUCCCCAUUUUAGCUAUGUGUUGGUUAUUUUUGCCCUUUUUCUUUCUCAAAUAUAUUAGUCUUCCAACCUCCAGCAUUCAGGCCUGAUCUCUUCAGAAUUCACCCCAGUCCACGCCCUGCCUCCUUUCUUCAACAGCUGAUAAUUCAGUUGAAUUCAUGCCCAGGUGUUGGUGGUGACCCUGGCUUGGCACUACUAUAAGCUGCAUUUUAUUUAUAUCUGAAAAGAGGGUAAUUAGUUAAGAGGUCAAGUGAUAAAUGGGAGAACUGAGGAACUUGUGGGAGGGGACAAAGUGAUACUUUCCUGGCCCUGGGAGGCAGCAGGCUAUGACGGGAUGGCUGUGUUUGUGAAGGAGCCUGAGAAAACUUGUUCUGGGGUGUUUGGGGCCAGGCUAAGCAUCGGGACUUGGGACAGCAGUAUCCCAGAUAAAAGGAAUAAACUGACAGUGCUUGCUCCUUUCUGAGGAUGCCUGGUGCUGCUCAGUGGGGUGGCUGGAACCAUCAGACCCUAAGAAGACCGUGUCACUUCUCCAAGCCUCAUGUGACAAACAAAGAUGAGAACAGCCACCUCACGGUUACUGAGAGGCUUAGGUCCAAAAUGCACCUUGUGCCUGCCAUGUAACUCUGGGUCUUUCAGGCCUGUGUCCCUCACCUGCUCACUGCCUAUGAACGGAGUCCCCUCUUG
Molecule: messenger RNA, 1752 nt
Organism: Octodon degus (degu)
Lineage: Eukaryota; Metazoa; Chordata; Mammalia; Rodentia; Octodontidae
Gene: Ccl22
Product: C-C motif chemokine ligand 22
Exons: 3
Coding region: 8-289 (93 amino acids)
Biological process (GO): monocyte chemotaxis; immune response; inflammatory response
Cellular component (GO): extracellular region
Molecular function (GO): CCR chemokine receptor binding; chemokine activity
Source: RefSeq, a predicted model, not a curated record